AGAGGAGGGGGGCCUGUGAAGGAGGAGAAGUUGAAGACAGCAACGCAGCUAAAGGCGGCUCGUCCGGAAGAAGAAAGCACCUCCAUCAUUGAAAACUGCGGUGUUACGUGGCGGCUCCCGGGCGGCUUCAUGCUCUGUGUCAGCGGGGACGUCUGAGUGUGUCGGCGGCUUCGCGACGGCCGGUGCCCGGGUCCCGGAGUGCGGGGAAAAUGCCUUCUCUUCCAUGGAGGGUUUCGCAACUUGUGUUGCUUCUCUUCCCUUCCACUGUGGCUGCCGAGGAGUCCUUGAUGCUGGAAGGCUGGAGCGAUGUGUGGUUCUUCAGAUUCCUCAUCAACGUACUGGGAUACUCCACCAUCAUCAUUCCGGGCUACCUCCUCAUUUGCUAUUUCAAGCGCACCAAUUACUUAGAAACAGGUAGUGGGAUCUGCCAUCCUCUAAUAAGGACCUGCGUAUUUGGCAAUGAGGCCAAAACAGGUCUGUUGGAUGACGUGUCGGUUGCACCCAGGAAUGAAGGAGACUCUGGCUCGUCGCUCAAACAGGCCAUCAAAUUAGUCUUUUGUGCUGCUGGACUUCAGGCUUCGUACCUGACAUGGGGGGUGCUGCAGGAGAGGGUGAUGACUCGUUCCUAUGGAGCCACGACUCCAGAGGAGGAGGGGGAGAAAUUCAAGGACUCCCAGUUCCUGGUCUUCAUGAACCGCAUCCUGGCUCUGACCGUGUCGGGCCUCUGGUGCCUUCUGUUCAAGCAGCCUCGCCACGGAGCGCCCAUGUACAAGUACUCCUUCGCCUCGCUCUCCAACGUCAUGAGCAGCUGGUGCCAGUACGAGGCCCUCAAGUACAUCAGCUUCCCCACCCAGGUCCUGGCCAAGGCCUCCAAAGUCAUUCCCGUCAUGCUCAUGGGGAAGCUCGUCUCCCGCAAGAGCUACGAGUACUGGGAGUACUUGACCGCCGUGCUGAUCUCGAUGGGAGUCAGCAUGUUCCUGUUGUCCAGCACGACCAGUAAGCACCCGUCCAACGUCACCACGUUCAGCGGCAUCGUCAUCCUCGUCGGCUACGUCGUCUUCGACAGCUUCACCUCCAACUGGCAGGACAACCUGUUCAAGCAGAAGAUGUCGUCGGUGCAGAUGAUGUUCGGAGUCAACCUGUUCUCCUGCCUCUUCACCGUCGGCUCGCUGCUGGAGCAGGGCGCCUUCUUCGACUCGGUGGCCUUCAUGACGCGCCACUCCGAGUUUGCCUUACACGCCGUGCUGCUGUCCGUGUGCUCGGCGUGUGGCCAGCUCUUCAUCUUCUACACCAUCAGCCAGUUCGGUGCGGCCGUCUUCACCAUCAUAAUGACCCUGAGGCAGGCCAUCGCCAUCCUCCUCUCCUGUUUCCUCUACGGUCACGCCGUCACCGUUGUAGGUGGAUUCGGUGUGGGCGUAGUUUUCCUGGCACUUUUCCUCCGGGUGUAUGCACGUAACCGCAUGAAGUCGGGUCGAAGGUCAGCGCUGCCGCUGGCACAGAAGGUGUAAACACCGAACUGGGAACUGAGGCCACGUUUUCUGUGGUGCUUUUUGUCUAUUUUUGUGUCUCUGUUUGAUUUGUGGAUCUCUUUACCGUUUUCUUUUUCAUUUGUUUAUAUUUUUGUUAGCUACGGUACAGAAAGGAUUCGGCAGUUUGGACUCUUACACCAUGAUGAACUCAAGGGGUCAAUGUGAUUAAAGUGCCUGCAGUAUUCAUUAAUACACAGUUGUCAUACCACAACUUCGCUGUUC
Platichthys flesus (European flounder) is the source of this 1751-nucleotide messenger RNA. It is a transcript of the gene slc35b2, whose product is annotated as solute carrier family 35 member B2. Gene Ontology annotation, biological process: transmembrane transport. The transcript is spliced from 4 exons. The record is from RefSeq and is a predicted model, not a curated record. Gene Ontology annotation, cellular component: Golgi membrane; endoplasmic reticulum membrane. The coding region runs from base 210 to 1508 and encodes 432 amino acids. NCBI's taxonomy places the organism in Eukaryota, Metazoa, Chordata, Actinopteri, Pleuronectiformes, Pleuronectidae. Gene Ontology annotation, molecular function: 3'-phosphoadenosine 5'-phosphosulfate transmembrane transporter activity.